Molecule: messenger RNA, 1887 nt
Organism: Vollenhovia emeryi
Lineage: Eukaryota; Metazoa; Arthropoda; Insecta; Hymenoptera; Formicidae
Exons: 2
Coding region: 1-1887 (628 amino acids)
Source: RefSeq, a predicted model, not a curated record
AUGAUUAAAGGUUCAAGUACGGCGUUACAACAAUUAAUAGAUGAUGUACAAAAUAAUUUACAGGCAUUAAAGGUAUUGAGCGAGCCCACAGAUCACUGGGAUACGGUAAUAAUAUAUUUGAUGUCUACUAAAUUGGAUGUAUUUACUAAACGAGAAUGGGAUAAGUAUACAUUGAACGUGAAGAAACUUACUUUAAAGGAGAUGAUGGAAUUUCUUACAAAACAACGUAAGUAUUUAGAAAGGAACACGGAACGAAGUACUAUCACAAAUUCAGGCGCGGAAACAUCUACAACACAAAAGGGACUUAAACAAGGACGACAAUCAAAAGGAUCAUCUAGUGCAACAUAUGUAACGGCGGAUACACUAAAAUGCUCAAUGUGUGGGGCAUCCCAUUACUUAUACAACUGUGAACAAUUUACAAAUUUGUCCGUCAAGGAUAGGAUUUCGAAAGUGCAACAAAACAAAUUAUGCUUUAAUUGUUUAAAGGGUAAACAUCGCAACGUAGAUUGCACACUUGGACCCUGCAAGAAAUGCCCUUUGAAGCAUAAUACUCUACUCCACAUCGAGCAAAGUACUCAGCAAGGAAAAGGAACAGCUAACACCUCAGGAGAGGAAACUAGGACGACAACCAGUAGUACUACGAUGAUGAUGAAGGACGGAGAACAAGGAGAACCGAAGGUGAUACUCGGUACAGUUCAAGUUAAUGUUUUUGAUUCAAGGGGACAACCACAGGUCGGUAGAGGAUUAUUAGAUAAUUGUUCUCAGUCUCAUUUCAUUACAAUGAGAUUAUGCAAACGCUUGUGGAUACCAUUAGUUCCCAUUCAUCAUAACAUUGGAGGAUUAGAAACGUGGAAUAAAGUUGUUAAAUAUAAGGCUCAAGUACAGAUUGGAUCUCAACAUAAUGGAUAUAAGGCCUCGAUCACAUGCUUCGUAGUAUCAACCAUUUCGGAAGACAUGCCAAACAUGACUAUGGACAUUUCAGCACUUCAUAUUCCCCCCAAUAUAACAAUGGCGGAUCCAGACUUCAAUAAGUCGAAUAGAGUGGAUCUACUUAUAGGAGGUGAAAUCUUCUGGGAUCAUUUAUGUUAUUCUGUAUCGGUACCUACUCAACGAAUAGUUUCCGACCCGAGGAAAGGAUGCUACAUGAUAACCACGCAACAAUUAUCAGAACAAGUCGCCAAGUUUUGGGAGACGGAAGAAUGUCCGGCGCAACCGUCAAGGCGAUGGUCUCAGGAGGAACAAUUUUGUGAAUCCUACUUUGAAGAAACCACGACCAGGGACAGGAGUGGUCGGUUUGUUGUGAGUUUGCCCCUGCGAAAUAACGUAUUGGAGUUGGGUGAGUCACGUACAACAGCCAUGAAGAGGUUAUGCGCGAUGGAGCGUAAAUUUUCGAGAGAUUCAGACUUAAAAAAACAAUAUCGGAGAUUUAUGAGGGAGUAUGAAGACUUGGGACAUAUGUCUAGAAUCUCUGAAGACAAAAUUAAGGAAUUACACCCAGUAUAUUUCUUACCACAUCAUGCAGUCACGAAAGAGAACAGCACGACGACAAAAGUAAGAGUCGUAUUCGACGGAUCCAGUAAGACUUCCACAGGAUUAUCCAUUAACGAUGUACAGUAUACAGGACCUAACCUCCUAGAAGAGAUAAUUUAUCAUCUGGUACGUUUUCGACAAUGGCGCUACGUACUAUCUGCAGAUAUUACGAAAAUGUAUCGGCAGAUAAGGAUUCAUCCUGAGCAACAGAAACUUCAAUUAAUACUUUGGAGAGAGAAUCCAGAAGAUGAGGUACAAGUCUUUCAAUUGGAAACACUCACAUAUGGAAUGGCGGACGCUCCACACCUAGCUACACGAUGUAUACAAAUCGGCAAGGAUUGUCAACGGCAGGAGUAG